This is a messenger RNA of Stegastes partitus (bicolor damselfish), 2821 nucleotides long. It is a transcript of the gene loxl4, whose product is annotated as lysyl oxidase-like 4. Gene Ontology annotation, cellular component: membrane. The record is from RefSeq and is a predicted model, not a curated record. The transcript has 14 exons. Bases 1 to 2445 code for a protein of 814 amino acids. Gene Ontology annotation, molecular function: protein-lysine 6-oxidase activity; copper ion binding. Lineage: Eukaryota; Metazoa; Chordata; Actinopteri; Pomacentridae. Gene Ontology annotation, biological process: collagen fibril organization; peptidyl-lysine oxidation.
AUGACCCGCACCUCCUGCUUGAGCUUCCUCCCCCUCCUCAUCCUCGCUCUCGCGCUGCUGUCGCUCUCCGGCCCCGCUCGCGCUGAACCUCGUAGAACUACGUCAUCUCAGCGCAGAGCGGCCCGCGCGCCCGCCGCCAAGGUGCGUCUGGCGGGCAACUAUGCGCGAGAGGCGCACGAAGGGCGCGUGGAGGUGCUGCACAACAACACCUGGGGGACCGUGUGCGACGACGAGGUGGACAUCAAGCUGGCCAAUGUGGUGUGCCGAGAGCUGGGCUUCCAGGGCGGCGUCACCUGGGCUCACAGCGCCAAGUAUGGAGAAGGAGCGGGCCCAAUAUGGAUGGAUAAUGUGCGCUGUGACGGCUCAGAGAAGUCCGUGAAGGACUGCAAACACAACGGUUGGGGCGUGAAUGACUGCAAGCACUCUGAAGACUUGGGGGUCGUGUGCACCCCUGAGCGUAGACUGGACCAAUCGGCCAGCAGAAGCCAGACCACUGCUGCCAGGCCUAAUGGCAGCCCGGCACCACAGUGGCAGGGCCAGGUGGCCACCCGCAGGCAUCCAGGAUACGGAUAUUAUGGAAAUGGACAUCCAUAUGAGGUCCCCAGGUUCCAAAGACACCACCACCACUACCAGGGUAACAGUAAGGUGCGAAUUGAGGAGGUCCGUCUUCGUCCCAUCCUCAUGGCUACCAAGAAAAAGAGCCUUGUCACAGAGGGUGUCGUGGAGGUGAAGCAUGCUGGGAGAUGGAGGCAAGUUUGUGACCUGGGUUGGAGUCUCAACAGCAGCCGUGUUGUGUGCGGGAUGCUCGGCUUUCCAGAAGCUACUCAGCACAACGCCAAAACAUACAAGAAAAUAUGGGAUACAAAGGUGGCAGAUCCUUCAACAAGGUUGAGUGUCAUGGCAAAGAAGAAGGGGUUCUGGGUAGAAAAAGUGAACUGUCUGGGUACUGAGAACAGCUUGUCGGAGUGCCACGCUCAGCUGUCAAUCCCUCGUAGUCCGGCCCCCUGUAAGAACGGGAGACAUGCAGUGGUCAAGUGCGUACCGGGACCUCAGUUCGCUCGCAUCUCCUCAGGAAGACCCCAAGCUCCCUAUCCAGUUGUGCCUGUGCGUCUGAAGGCAGGCCCCAGACUCGGCGAGGGGCGAGUGGAGGUGCUCCGGGACGGAAAAUGGGGGACCAUCGUAGAUCACAUGUGGGAAAGAACCGCAGCCAGCGUGGUGUGCAGGGAACUGGGCUUUGGUACUGCCAAGGACGCCCUCCAUGGAGCCUUUAUGGGUCAAGGUACGGGACCUAUCCAUAUGAAUAGUGUGCAGUGUAUCGGCUCAGAGCGCUCCAUCCUCGACUGCUACUUCCAGGAGGUCCAACCGUGGACGUUCAAACACAGCCAGGAUUCCUCAGUGCGCUGCAACGUUCCCAAAACUGGCAUCGAGAACACGGUGCGGCUUGCUGGCGGUAGAGUCCCAUCAGAAGGCCGCGUGGAGGUGUUGAUGGAGGUUGGGGGUCGUAAGCGAUGGGGCUCUAUCUGUAGUGAGAACUGGGGCAUCAACGAGGCCAUGGUGGUAUGCAGACAGCUUGGCCUGGGCUUCGCUGCCAGCGCUCAUCAGGAGACCUGGUACUGGUCCGGUGACCCAAAUGCAGGCGACGUGAUUCUCAGUGGAACUCACUGCGUUGGCACAGAGCUUUCAAUUCAACAGUGUCGUCGCAACAACCAUGUCCAUUGUCCUCGUGGCGGUGGAACUAAGGCGGCUGGAGUCAGCUGUUCGGACACUGCACCUGACCUCGUUCUGGAUGCCCAGCUGGUCCAGGAGACAGCCUACCUGGAAGACCGACCCCUCCACCUGCUGACCUGUGCCAACGAAGAGAACUGCCUAUCUUCAUCUGCUGCCAGGAUGAACUGGCCUUAUGGCCACCGACGCCUGCUGCGAUUCUCCUCCCGCAUCAUGAACCUGGGUCGCUCCGAUUUCCGGCCCAAAGCAACAAGAGAGAGCUGGACGUGGCACCAGUGUCACAGGCACUACCACAGCAUCGAGGUGUUCACACAUUACGACCUGCUGACUCUGAAUGGCACGAGGGUUGCAGAGGGACACAAGGCCAGUUUCUGUCUGGAGGACACAUACUGCCCUGAUGGACUCCAGAAGAGGUUCUCCUGCUACAACAUGGGUGAUCAAGGCAUUUCUGUGGGCUGCUGGGACACGUAUCGCCACGAUAUCGACUGCCAGUGGGUUGAUGUGACAGAUGUGCGACCAGGAGACUACAUCUUUCAGGUGGAAGUUAACCCCUCCAUGGACAUGGCCGAGUCAGACUUCAUGAACAACGUCAUGAGAUGUCGGUGCAAAUACGAUGGCCACAGAGCUUACAUGUACGGAUGUCAUGCAGGUGAUGCAUACAGCGCAGAGACUGAAGACCUGUUUGAACACCAGAGGCAAAUUACCAACAACUUUGUGUAGCCUGUGCCAGGGUCCAGUACAAAGGCCUUCCAGCGGGGCCCAGAGACUACUCAGGGUGGGCUGAGGUCGAUGGCCCCAGGCCCUUGGGACCUUAGGACCCAAAUUAACAGAGAACACGCAAACCGGCGCCUGCUCAUCUCCUUCGCAGAUGUGGAUAAAAGAUUCAUAAGCGCAUCAUGUCACAGCAGCGUUGGAGAGACUCUGAUUUCAACUCAAACAGCCAUCGAGAGUAAAACAGGCGCCGCGUGGUUCAAUAUGUUUUUGUAUUUUUUAAAAACUCUAGUUAAAUACGAAGAUUUUGGACAUAGAUUGAAACUAUACUGAUUUUUGUGAAUGUGGACUACUAGUAACUUAAAUUAGUUAUUCCAAACAUAUA